This is a messenger RNA of Anarrhichthys ocellatus (wolf-eel), 1736 nucleotides long. RefSeq names its product chromosome unknown C4orf33 homolog (gene cunh4orf33). The record is from RefSeq and is a predicted model, not a curated record. The coding region runs from base 258 to 926 and encodes 222 amino acids. Lineage: Eukaryota; Metazoa; Chordata; Actinopteri; Perciformes; Anarhichadidae. The transcript is spliced from 6 exons.
AUCUCUAAACUACGUCCUCUCGAUAGUUUGUUAAUUUGUUAAGAAUUGAAAGGUCUAAUCUAAAACUACAAGGACACUAUGUAAGUUUUUUUUUCCAUAUCAGGAAGUCAACUUUACUAUCUUGACAAGUUAUUGAGUAACAGAACUGCAUUUCUCAAUAACCUAAUUUGAUAAUAAACUGCAUAAAGAGCUGGGUGUAUAUCAAGACACAAAGAGCCCAGCUGGAGCACAAUUGACACUACUGGAGUUCUGGCAGCAUGGGGGUAGUUGGUGCUCUCCAGUGUCUGACACUUAUCCACAUUCUGCUCUGCUGUGAAUCUCUUCCUUUUAGGCAAAUGCAGUUUUUCAUCCAGCACACUUGGGACAGCGAUCCUGUGAAUCAUGACCCCAUCAGGGUCAAUUUCUCUCCUGGGCAAGGAGGGCUGAAGAUCGAGAUGUUUGGUCCCUUCUUCAAUGACCCAGCAGCCCCUGCAGCUCCCCCCAGUCAGCCCUUUCCUGGACUCUGGGAUUAUGAAGUUGUGGAGUCCUUCUUCCUCGACAGUACCACAGAAAACUACCUGGAAGUGGAGUUUUGUCCACAUGGACAGCACCUGAUAUUAUUGCUGUCGGGAGUUGGCCAAGCCUUCCAGCAACAACUGCCCAUGGUGUUUAACGCCACGAUCACAGGGGACCGGUGGAUGGGUGAGGCUCUGCUCCCCUGGUCGUACUUACCUCCCAACAUCAACAAGAUGAACUCCUACGCUAUUCAUGGCUCAGGAGAGAAGCGUAGCUAUGAGGCUCUGUACCCCAUCCCCAAGGAGGAGACAGUGGAAGGCCAGAAACCCAACUUCCACCGCCUGGAGUAUUUCCAAAAUUUCCGCCUGCAAAGCAUCAUGGGAGAAGGUUGGAUCCAACCAGUGUCUGAUCUGUGGAUAGGAAAGCCCUGAGCUUUUCAAAAACACUCCCUUGUCUCUCUCCUUCUGUCUUUCUUUUGCACACGCACACGCACGCACACACGCACACACACACACACACACACACACACACACACACACACACACACACCACAGUGGCCGGGCAAUAGUACAAAGAUUCAUUAACGGGAAACAAAGGGCAAUCAAUCUUUAUUAGUUAAUGAUGCCAAACGAUAUGACAAGAAAUAUGUUAUCAGCUUGUCAGAGCAUAUCAGCCUUCACACACACAUCUCCAUCCACACGGUCACACACACACAUCACAAGGUAUUGGACGUCACCUUAAUUUGCCUCGGCAGAGUGUAACCUACAGCAUUUCUACUGUGGAUGGUGGCAAGAAAUGCUGGCUUUGACAUUGUGCUCGUGUGCAGCCUGUGCGUUUCACUCCAGUGAGGUAGACCACAGCAGUGUGGUUCUUUGUAUAUUGCUUUUUUCUCUGCAAUUGUUUGUGACUCCAUGUCAUUUUAAUUGGCGACGGUGGCUAAGUGGAGAGCAGGGCCGUCCUUCAAUCAGGAUCAGCGGUUGGAACCCCGGCUCCGCUAGUCGCAUGUCGAUGUGUCCUUGAGAAACUGAACCCCAUGUAUGGGGUGUAUGAAUGUGAUAGAGUCGCUUUGGAUAAAAGCUAAAUGACUGUAAUGUGAAUGUUUUUCUGAUGCAGGAUUAAAGAAAAACUUAAUUAUUAUAGUCGUCAUUAUAUAUUAGCUACAUAUAUAUGAAAUUUAACCUGUAAUUGUUGAUUAUGUUUCAUGUCUCUGCAUUAAAUGAAUGCACCUUCACUUUAAAAAU